GGAAACAGUUUCAUCUACUUUCCUUCUGAUAGCAGUCUUCGAUCUCUCUUGAUUAAAUGAUGUCUGCAAAUUGUUCGUAAAUGACCUUCAAAUAAUGAGCGAGUGAUAAUGUGUGAAUUUAUUCUUGAGAAAUGGCAUUUGAAUUAAUAUAAUUGGAAUUCAUUUUAAUUAUUCUAUAUGCUCCUUAAGUUAUUCCAUUUCUCAACUAAAUAUUUAAAGUUAAAAAAAGGUGUGAAAUUUGCAGUUAGUUUCGUCGUUACAACUUUCUUAAGAGAAUAUUCACUAGAUUAAAAAAAAAGAGGAGAUUUUGAUAUAAUGCAAAGUGUUAUAAACACUGUGAAGGGAACAGCAUUGGGGGUUGCUGAGUAUCUCACCCCAGUAUUAAAGGAAUCUAAGUUUCGUGAAACUGGUGUCAUAACUCCAGAUGAAUUUGUUGCUGCUGGAGAUCAUUUAGUUCAUCAUUGCCCUACUUGGCAAUGGGCGACAGGAGAUGAAGCUAGACUUAAAUCAUACCUUCCAAAAAACAAACAAUUUCUCAUUACAAGAAAUGUUCCUUGCACUAGGCGAUGUAAACAAAUAGAAUAUUGUGAAGAACAGGAAAAAAUAAUAGAAGCUGAUGACUCUGAUGGAGGUUGGGUUGAUACACAUCAUUUAGAGCCUUUGGAUGAAAAAGCCUCGGACAUGUCAUUUGAUAUUCAGGCUGAGGAUGAACAAGAUAAAAAAAAUGGCAAUGAUGGGAAUAAUGAUGAUGACGAUGAUGAUGAUGAAGAAGCUUGUGAUAUGGAAGAAUUUGAAGAAAGUGGUCUUUUGGAUGAACAAGACAAGAGUACUGUAGCUAAAGAAAAAGUGAAAUCCUACAUAGGGGGUGAGAUCUUGAAAACAAGGACAUAUGAUCUUCAUAUUACAUAUGACAAGUAUUAUCAAACUCCUCGUCUCUGGUUGUUUGGAUAUGAUGAAAAUCGUAAACCUCUAACUGAGGAACAAAUGUAUGAUGAUGUCAGCCAGGAUCAUGCAAAAAAAACUGUUACUAUGGAAACUCAUCCACAUUUGCCUGGUCCACCUAUGGCUUCUGUUCACCCUUGCAGACAUGCUGUUGUGAUGAAAAAAAUUAUAGAAACUGUUUUAGAAGGAGGUGGCGAGCUUGGAGUUCAUAUGUACCUGAUAAUAUUUCUCAAAUUUGUUCAAUCUGUUAUUCCAACAAUAGAAUAUGAUUAUACCCAAAACUUUAUGCUUUAAAUUAGAUUUAGGUAAAUUAAUAAGUUAACUUUCUUUUCUGAUUCUCUCUAGCUUUCAUUACUCGUUAUUACUUUCUUUUCUUUUUUUUAUAUGAUAUAAAUUCAAUGAAAUGCUUAAGUUUUUGGUGCAUACCCACAUAAGAAGAUGGUAUUCAAAUUUGGAUUGUUUCAAUCUGAAUAUUGAGUUUUAUUCCUUGUAAAUUAUUCAUAGCCUAUUCAUUUUAUAUGUAUGAUAUUACAAUCAUAAUGUGAUGAUAUUAUUUUAACUGCCAUUCUAUUAAGUUUUUUAUUUAUUUAUGCUUGGUUUACAUGCAACUGAUAUUCUUAAGUAAAAUAACCUCAGUAUAUCUAUUUCGAGU
Molecule: messenger RNA, 1594 nt
Organism: Nezara viridula (southern green stink bug)
Lineage: Eukaryota; Metazoa; Arthropoda; Insecta; Hemiptera; Pentatomidae
Source: the annotation of a GenBank genome assembly